Brassica napus (rape) is the source of this 5177-nucleotide messenger RNA. Its product is annotated as oligopeptide transporter 8. NCBI's taxonomy places the organism in Eukaryota, Viridiplantae, Streptophyta, Magnoliopsida, Brassicales, Brassicaceae. The transcript has 5 exons. Gene Ontology annotation, biological process: transmembrane transport. The record is from RefSeq and is a predicted model, not a curated record. Bases 2750 to 4972 code for a protein of 740 amino acids. Gene Ontology annotation, molecular function: oligopeptide transmembrane transporter activity.
CUUUUGCAACUGAAGACUUAAAUAUUUGGAUAUACGGUUUUUCCAUUAGUAUUUUAAAUAUUUCCUAAUCGUUUACUAUCUGUGUAGUGUGUACGCAUCAGUCAAAGAAAAUAAAUUUUAUAAAAUUAGAUUACAUUUAAAAUACUUUAUGGAAACUCAAGAUAAGUCCUCUGGAAACCGUCGCAGCGAACUUGGCAGAAAGGUGCUUUACGUCUAUAACUUAGAUGGUAUGUUUUCCUUCGAAGAUCAACUUGUAAAUAAUUUAAAUAUUUUAUUUAUUUAUUAAUUAAUCGUUAUUUUUAUUUUAUUUUUAUUUUUUGUAACUGUAAUCUUUAUUUUUAGAUUGAAGAAAACGAUGAUAAUCCAUCGAUAAUCUUAUUCUGGUGAAAGCGGCAUAUAGCCAUAUACCAAGAAAAAAACAGAUGAAACUAAAAAAGAUUCUUUUAUGAGAAAGAUCAUCCACUUGGUAGAAAUUCAGACGGAAUCAUUUCUUUCUUCCUAAGCUUCCAACAGCUUGAUCCAAGAACGAAUUAACAAUCUUGUGUUUGGGAUAAAUUUAAAUUUAAAUUUAAAUUUAUUAAUUUUAUUAACAUUUUGAUUAACUUUUUUGGGGCGGUAUCAAAAAACAAAUGUCAUUUGGUCGGGUUAGCCCAUCCAUCCAACUCUUCUUCUUCACAGCUUCGUAUGUUGAUCUCAAGAUUGUGAAGUAAUUGAGGAACAAGGAUGAGAGGAUUGCAGAUUUGGAGACCCUAAAUGCUACAAUCAUUAUACUCAAAUGGCUGAAGCCCAAGUUCAAAUGGCGGCAAAUCAGGCUCAAGUGGCAAAAAUUAAGAAGAUGAACCAGAUUAUGAUGGGCAAUAUGAAGCAAUUGUUUCCAAAUAACUUUUGGUUUUUCUAACUUUUAAAACUUUUAAAUAUUUUUAUUUUAUUUUAUAAAACUUUAUGUAGUAUUUUAAAUUUACAAUAUCAAUUUCAAGUUUAGAUUUUUUUUUUUAAUGUUUUAGGUUUCUAUUUUUUCUUUAAAUAUACAUUGGAAAAUUCCUAACGAGUUUUACCUGUCGGAACAUUUUUUACCAGUGAAAACUGUUUGUUAGGAAUUUUUUUGACAUACACUUCAUUCGUAGAAAUAAUUUCCCAAAAUUUCAUUGAAAUAUAUUGCCGGCAACUGUUUUCGUCGGUAUUUCACCGAGGAUGUGUCAGUUGGAGUUCGUCUAAUGGUCCGACGAAAUCUUGACAAAAAAUUUCCCAACUUGUUAAAAUUGACAAAUAUUUUUGUCAGAAAUUCGUUGUGAGUGACUUUUUCUAAAGAAAUUGUCCGUAGAAAAUAGCGUGAAAAAUAUAAUUUUAAGAACUAAUCAGUCCAUCUGAACAUGUCAUUGGUAAAUUUCACGGUUGACUGACACCAUUUCGGUUCAAAGCAUGUUAGAAAUAUUUAAAUAUCUCUUUUCUUUAAUACUAGGUAACACAUUACAUCAUCAUAUAAUAUUUAAUUACACGUUGAUGAUCAACUACCUGCAAUAUAUGCGAUAUUGAUGAACAGCUCCACAAAUAAGGAUUCUACGAUGAAGAUCUCCGUGAAACACUUGUAUGUACGACAUCCUCGACAUGCUCCCUUUGCAGCAAAUGACCACAACGAACGGCCUCUAGAACCUACGAUAAGCUUUGCAUCAUAUCAUCUACAAGAAAUUGUAUAGUCUAGGAUUCAAAUUCCAGACAUGGGUGUAGAAGCUUUUAAAGUUUAACCAGUAAGUUACGGCUCUUCCACAUUUAAAAUAUAUCUGGUUAUGCAAUUUAGAUUAUUUAUUAAAAUAUAUCUGGUUGUUCGAAAAAAGAUUAUUUAUUAGUGUAGAAAUGUUUUAGUAGGUACUAGGUAAUUAGGUUGAUAUAGUUUGUGCAUUCAUUUUCUCAGUGACCUAUAAUGCGGAAACGAAUAAGCCAUACUCCCGGAUGCAUCAGCAUGACUCGGGGACUCAGGCUCUCACAUUCGUCCAAGACCUCAUCUCCUAGAAACAUGUACUUGUCCUAAAGAGUCACUGGAUCAACAUUUUAAGAUUCUCUUACAAAUAAUCAAACAUUUAUGAUUCUAUACAAAGAAUCAAAUAUUUAAUAUGAUAAAAAUUCAAAUAUUUAGUUCAAUAAAAUGAAUCAAUAUUUAAGAUUCGAUGAAAGCUACAUGUAAAUCAAUAUUAGGAUCAUCACAAAUUUUCGAACUAAAACUAGCUUUUAUACGUCUAUCUCUGCAGCUUAUUUAAUAAUUUGGCACAUAUGAAACAUAUAAUUUAAGAUUUUUUAACCAAAACUAAACAUUUUCCCUCAGCAAAUUCAGGGAUAUAUUUCCUUAUAUUUUAUGUUACAGUCAAUGAUAAUCAAAGGCCAAACUGGAAUGUAAUCCUAAUUCCGAAUCAUACUUCCUUUAGUGGAAAUAUCACUAAAGAUAUAAUACCAAAGUUAAUGCAAAACAUUAAUUUCCAACAAAUCUGUAACUCAAUUAGGAUCUCAAAUCAGACACAAUUUGAGGAAGACAACUCUUCUGUAUGCGAGUGUGUUUCAUUAACUAAUUUAUAGGUAUCUCCUCUAUGUAUAUAUGAUAUUCAUGAAUGUGAGCGUGUGUGUAUUUGCAUAUUUAAAAGAGAACCUCAAGAACAGUUACAUAAACACAAUCACACAAACACAUAACUUCGGCUUUAUCUUAUCUUAUGCAUAGCAGAUAGACAAACCAGCAUACUACUUUUUCUGUUCUUGACGACCAAUGAGAGACAACAUCACAGAGAUGAGAUCUGAUUCUGAAUCGGACUAUGAUCCUUACGGCGACGAUGAGAUGAGUAUAGUUCCACAAGUGGAACUAACGGUGCCUAAAACAGACGAUCCAACUUCACCGACGGUUACAUUCAGGAUGUGGGUUUUGGGCAUAACCGCUUGUGUUCUCUUGUCAUUUCUCAACCAGUUCUUUUGGUACAGAACCAAUCCUUUGACCAUCUCAUCUGUGUCGGCUCAGAUUGCUGUUGUUCCCGUUGGUCAUCUCAUGGCUAGGGUUCUUCCGACAAGGAUAUUCUUCGAAGGGACGCGGUGGUCUUUCACUAUGAAUCCUGGCCCGUUUAGUACAAAAGAACAUGUUCUUAUAACCGUGUUCGCAAACUCAGGCUCUGGAGCUGUUUACGCCAGUCACAUUCUUAGUGCUGUUAAGCUUUAUUACAAGAGACGGCUUGAUUUCAUUCCUGCUUUACUCGUUAUGAUUACAACUCAGGUAUUGGGAUUCGGUUGGGCUGGUUUGUAUAGGAAACAUUUAGUUGAACCUGGUGAGAUGUGGUGGCCAAGCAAUCUCGUUCAAGUGUCACUCUUCAGAGCCUUGCAUGAGAAGGAGAAGAGAUCAGAAUGGGGAGUUACUAGAAACCAGUUCUUCGUUAUCACACUAAUCACCAGCUUCUCCUACUAUCUUCUCCCAGGCUACCUCUUCACUCUCUUGACCACCGUCUCUUGGUUAUGUUGGAUUAGCCCUAAAUCGAUUUUAGUAAACCAGCUCGGUUCAGGGUCAGCUGGUCUUGGUAUCGGUUCCUUUGGUUUAGACUGGUCAACCAUCGCUUCUUACCUCGGAAGUCCACUCGCUAGCCCGUUCUUUGCCACAGCAAACAUCGCGGUCGGAUACUUUAUUCUGAUGUACGUAAUCACACCUCUAUGCUACUAUCUAGACUUCUUCAACGCCAAGACCUUCCCAAUCUACUCAGGCAAACUCUUUGUAGCAAACGGGCAAGAAUACAACGUGAGGAGCAUCAUCAAUGACGAGUUCCGCCUUGAUCACAAGGCUUAUGCGGAGACAGGACCAGUCCACAUGAGCACUUUCUUUGCUGUUACUUAUGGGUUAGGUUUCGCUACCUUGACUGCUAGUGUUGUACAUGUCUUUCUUUUCUACGGAAAAGAUCUUUGGAACCAAACCAGAGGAGCUCUACGUAAGGACAAGAAGAUGGAUAUACAUACAAAGAUCAUGAAGAGGAACUACAAGGAGGUUCCUCUAUGGUGGUUUCUGUCUAUUUUCGCGGUGAAUAUUGCUGUGAUUGUCUUCAUAUGUGUUUACUAUGAGAAACAGAUUCAGCUUCCCUGGUGGGGAGCUUUCUUGGCUUGUUUGAUAGCUAUAUUCUUCACUCCUCUUGUUGGUGUAAUCAUGGCCACUACUAACCAGGCUCCAGGUUUGAAUAUUAUCACUGAAUACAUCAUUGGGUAUGCAUAUCCAGAGAGACCUGUUGCUAACAUAUGCUUCAAGACUUACGGAUACAUCAGCAUGUCCCAGUCGCUGACUUUCCUUGCUGAUUUGAAGCUUGGUUCUUACAUGAAGAUCCCACCAAGAACUAUGUUUAUGGCACAGGUUGUGGGAACUUUAGUAGCAGUGUUCGUGUACGCAUUGACAGCAUGGUGGCUAAUGGCCGAGAUCCCAAACCUCUGCGACACAUCUCUCCUUCCACCAGAAAGUCAAUGGACGUGCCCAACGGAUAGAGUCUUCUUCGACGCAUCAGUAAUAUGGGGGCUUGUAGGACCAAGAAGAAUGUUUGGUGAUCUUGGAGAGUAUUCAAACAUAAACUGGUUCUUCCUAGGAGGUGCAAUAGCUCCAACACUGGUCUACCUAGCCACUAGAGUCUUCCCAAAAAAGAAAUGGAUCUCAAGCAUUCACAUGCCAGUUCUGAUUGGAGCCACUGCUAUUAUGCCACCUGCUACUGCGGUUAACUUUACAAGCUGGCUAGUAAUGGCGUUUGUGUUUGGACACUUUUUGUUCAAGUACAAAACAGAAUGGUGGCAGAGGUACAACUAUGUUCUGUCUGGAGGGAUGGAUGCAGGGACUGGGUUUAUGUCUGUGCUUUUGUUUCUUGCGUUGCAACGUAGUGACAUAAUGCUUGAUUGGUGGGGAAACUCUGGUGAAGGCUGUCCUGUUGCUAAAUGCCCAACUGCUAAAGGUGUGGUUGUUCAUGGGUGUCCUGUUUUCUAGACCAUUUAGGUUUGUACUUAAGUUUAAUUUGGUUAUGUUUUGCUACAGUAUUCCUUUUAAUACAUUUUCCAUUACAAUGUUGGUUAUAUGUUUUUUAUUUAUUUCUGUAUUGUUUCUAUAAAUAAAAUUGCUUAUUUGUGGAUGAUAGGUUGGAAAAGAGUUGCUAGUUUUCUUACAUGGAAUCCAAACAACAUUAUGGGUCAAU